Nannizzia gypsea CBS 118893 is the source of this 1290-nucleotide messenger RNA. Its product is annotated as reduced viability upon starvation protein 167. Gene Ontology annotation, molecular function: protein binding; lipid binding. The coding region runs from base 1 to 1290 and encodes 429 amino acids. NCBI's taxonomy places the organism in Eukaryota, Fungi, Ascomycota, Eurotiomycetes, Onygenales, Arthrodermataceae. Gene Ontology annotation, cellular component: Rvs161p-Rvs167p complex; mating projection tip; actin cortical patch. The record is from RefSeq and is a predicted model, not a curated record. The transcript is spliced from 2 exons. Gene Ontology annotation, biological process: plasma membrane tubulation; endocytosis; actin cortical patch localization.
AUGAGUUUCAAGGGCCUUCAGAAGGGCUUCGCCAGAGCUCCCCAGACCUUUAAACAGAAAUUCAACCUAGGAGAGAACACAAAGGAUCCCGUUUACAUCGAUGCGGAGAGAAGAUUCCAGGAGUUGGAGAAAGAGACGAAGAAGCUGCAUUCUGAAUCGAAAAAGUACUUUGAAGCCAUAAAUGGCAUGCUAAAUCACCAGAUUGAAUUCUCAAAAGCGGUCGCAGAGCUAUACAAACCUAUAUCCGGCAGAGUAUCAGACCCUGAUGCUGCAAAGCCGGAGGGAAAUCCGGAAGGUAUCCAAGCAUGCGAAGAAUACGAAACGAUUGUGCGCUCCUUACAGGAGACAUUGCAGCCUGAAUUAGAGCUGAUAGAGUCUCGUAUCAUCAGCCCUGCGGACCAGCUACUGGAAAUUAUCAAGGUCAUCCAAAAGGUCGCUGUCAAGCGUGAACACAAACAACUGGAUUAUGACCGACACCGCGCAUCUCUGAAGAGACUACAAGAUAAGAAGGAAAAGUCGCUCAAAGAUGAAAAAGCGAUGUAUAAGGCUGAGAACGAUGUGGAAGCGGCAACACAAGAAUUUAAUUAUUAUAAUGACCUGCUGAAGGAUGAAUUGCCGAAGCUGUUCAAGCUUGAAGCGGAGUUCAUUCAGCCGCUUUUCCAGUCCUUUUAUUACAUGCAGCUGAACGUAUUUUAUACCCUACAUGAUAAAAUGCAAGGGUUGAAUAUUGGAUACUUCGACUUAACGUCAGAUGUCGAAGAGGCAUAUGAACGGAAACGCGGGGAUGUAAAGGAGCGUACAGAAGCCCUGAGCAUCGUUCACUUCAAAACGACAGCCGGCCGCCGCCCUGGCUCAAAGUUUACACCAAAGGAUAAGCUUGCAGCCGAAUCAAAAUACCCCUCUCGACGAACAACCGAUGCUUCAUCCGAUCCUAACCCUCCGCCUCCCUACUCCGCCCAUACCUCUUCCACCCUGAUCGGGCGUGCCAACAGCACAAGCCCUGCAUCCCUCGCGGCCGCUGCAAAGUCAAAACCAGCUCCCCCGCCCCCGAAACCCAAACCGGCGAAGUUUAGCGCUGCGCCGGUUGAGACUGCAACUGCUCUUUAUGACUACGAGGCCCAGGCUGUGGGUGAUCUGAGCUUUACCACUGGCGAUAUCAUCGAGAUCACUCAACGAACAACUAAUACUAAUGAGUGGUGGACUGGAAAAGUAGAUGGAAAGUCGGGACAAUUUCCAGGUAAGCAUUCUUUGAGAAGUUCAAUCCUUACUGGCGAAUAUUACAAUUACUAA